UUACACUUCUGCUCCUUGUUAUAUCUGUGCAGUGGUUUUCCCAGACCUAGACGUCCUUGCAUUCACAAAAGUAAAGUUGCGCGCGCGCUCAGUACAAACCCGAAAAAACUCCCACCACAACAGGACAUUUACAUCUGGUGCAGAGAUCACCAUAUUUUAGCACAGGGGAAAGUAAGAUAAUUGGCUUAUCGAUAGGCUUGAUGCGUUUAUUUUGUUAUGCCUUUGACCUACUGCUACGUUAGAAAAUGGCGGAGUCGGAUGGUGGGGAUUUCGCCUCGAAUCGUCCGCAGAACAGUAUGGCUAACCAGAAUAGCACCCUGCGUUGCACGUUCUCAGCCCCAAGCCAUAGCGCCACUCUCCUGCAGGGCUUGUCGGUCCUGCGAGUCCAGGGGCAGCUCCUGGAUGUGGUGCUGGCCAUCAAUGAGGAGCGCUUCCAGGUUCACAAGGCAGUGCUGGCCUCCUGCAGUGACUACUUCAGAGCCAUGUUCACCGGAGGCAUGAGGGAGUCAAACAAGGAUACCAUUGAGCUGAAAGGCUUGUCCGCCCGCGGCCUGAAACAUAUAAUUGACUUUGCUUACAGCGCAGACGUCACACUUGACCUGGACUGCAUUCAGGAUGUACUGGGAGCAGCUGUCUUUCUCCAGAUGGUCCCAGUCGUGGAGCUCUGCGAGGAGUUCCUCAAGUCAGCCAUGAGCGUAGAGACCUGCCUGAACAUUGGCCAGAUGGCCACCACCUUCAACCUGUCCUCCCUCAAGGAGUCUGUGGACACCUUUACCUUCCGCAACUUCCUGCUAAUCGCUGAGGAGGAGGACUUCCUGCACAUUCCCAUGGAGCGCCUGGUCUUCUUCCUGCAGAGCAAUAAGCUGAAGAACUGCAGCGAGAUCGACCUGUUCCAUGCUGCCAUCCGCUGGCUGCAGCACGACGACGCUCGCCGGGCCGGAGCAGACAAAGUGCUCUGCCACGUACGAUUCCCCCUCAUGCGCUCCUCGGAGCUGGUGGACAGCGUGCAGACGGUGGACAUCAUGGUAGAGGACGUGCUGUGCAGGCAGUACCUCCUGGAGGCCUUCAACUUCCAGAUCCUUCCCUUUCGUCAGCACGAGAUGCAGUCCCCUCGGACCGUGAUCCGCUCCGAAGUAGUUUCGCUCAUUACCUUUGGUGGGACACCCUACACUGACAAUGAUCGCACUGUGAGCAGUAAGGUGUUCUAUCUUCCAGACAUUGCCGCACGUCAGUUCAAGGAACUAACGGAGGCGGAGACAGGUUCCAGCCACGCCUGUGUAUCGGUGCUGGACAACUUUGUUUAUGUAGUAGGCGGGCAGCACCUGCAGUACCGCAGCGGUGAAGGGGCGGUAAACGUCUGCUUCCGCUAUGACCCGCACCUGAGCCAAUGGCUGCGCAUCCAGCAGAUGCAGGAGGUGCGCAUUCAGUUCCAGCUCAACGUUCUUCAAGGACAACUCUACGCCACUGGGGGGCGCAACCGAUCUGGAAGUCUGUCGUCCGUAGAGUGCUACUGUCCCAAGAAAAAUGAGUGGACCUACGUGGAACCACUGAAACGCAGAAUCUGGGGCCAUGCAGGAACUCCCUGUGGUGACAAGCUCUACAUCUCAGGGGGUUACGGUGUCUCGGUGGACGAUAAGAAAGCCCUGCACUGUUAUGAUCCCACAUCUGACCAAUGGGACUUCAAAUCGCCCAUGAACGAGCCCAGAGUGCUUCAUGCUAUGAUCAGCGCCAAAGACCGUGUUUACUGCCUGGGCGGUCGCAUGGACCACGUGGACCGCUGCUUUGACGUCCUGGUGGUAGAGUAUUAUAUUCCAGAGAAUGACCAGUGGACCACUGUUAGCCCCAUGCGAACAGGGCAAUCUGAGGCAGGCUGCUGCUUGUUGGACAAAAAGAUCUAUAUCGUUGGCGGGUACAAUUGGCAUCUAAACAAUGUCACAAGCAUCGUGCAAGUGUACAACACAGAGGCUGAUGAGUGGGAGAGGGACUUGCACUUCCCUGAGUCUUUUGCAGGAAUUGCGUGUACGCCGAUCAUACUUCCACAAACCACCACGCAACGGUAAUCCCUCCGCCCAAAGUGACUGUGACAAUUUGAUUCCAUGGGCGAUUCCUCACAAAACUGAAAACAAAAUAAAUACCAUGAUUUGGGGGAUUUUCAGGCAAUUUAAUCCACAGAAGGGUCCUUUGGAAGAAGGAUGGAUGACACAUACAGUGCCUUCAGAAAGUAUUCACACCCCUUGACUUUUUCCACAACUUGUUGUGUUACAGCCUGAAUUUAAAAUGGAUUACAUUUGGAUUUUGUGUCACUGGCCUACACACA
Molecule: messenger RNA, 2317 nt
Organism: Oncorhynchus gorbuscha (pink salmon)
Lineage: Eukaryota; Metazoa; Chordata; Actinopteri; Salmoniformes; Salmonidae
Product: kelch-like protein 26
Exons: 3
Coding region: 246-2060 (604 amino acids)
Molecular function (GO): protein binding
Source: RefSeq, a predicted model, not a curated record